Molecule: messenger RNA, 2523 nt
Organism: Cydia pomonella (codling moth)
Lineage: Eukaryota; Metazoa; Arthropoda; Insecta; Lepidoptera; Tortricidae
Product: acyl-CoA Delta-9 desaturase-like
Exons: 6
Coding region: 1304-2371 (355 amino acids)
Biological process (GO): unsaturated fatty acid biosynthetic process
Cellular component (GO): endoplasmic reticulum membrane
Molecular function (GO): stearoyl-CoA 9-desaturase activity; iron ion binding
Source: RefSeq, a predicted model, not a curated record
UUUAUUAUUAUAAUACACUUUCCUCUUAAGUCACUGCUUUUUGAAUCGAAUGACAAUACCUCUGUUCAACCAGUCGAAACUUGAAAGCGUCCUCAAACUCCAGCUAUAGCUUGAUUUGCAGCUAUAGCAGAUAUUUGCAGAUAUAGUGUAGUGUGUUAGGUAUAACUACUUAUAACUACUUAUUUAUACAAGUGUUACUCACCUGCAGCGGACAAGGUGCGAUUUGUUAACACGAAUAUAUUAUGGGUUUUUACAUUGUAUUGUAUUUAGGUUCAUUGACAUACAUUAGUGUUUUAUACAAUCGUGAUAUAAUGGAGAGCUUUUCAGUCGAGUGCCGUUUGCUGAGUGGCCUUAUUGGGUACGAUAUUGAAAAGCUUGAUUAUAUCACUAUUGUAUACAAUACUUUUUCUACAAGUCAACAAAAGUAAUACUUUAAACUAAUAAAAUUAUAUAAGUAAACAAACCAAAAUUAUACUAUUUAAGAUACGCGAGCAGUCGCGAUACCUUCAUAUACUCGUACGCGCCCCGGCCGCCGGGACCGGGCCGGUUGAUCAAGGACACUUUCUCGUAACUCAUGAGGCCCUGUCAAAUUUAAUUUUUAGACAGUUUUUUUUCUCGAUUUUGGCCACCGUAGUUUAUGGAAACCAACAAGCAACUGUAGGCAGUUUUCGUAGUCUAUGAUUUUGCUAUAUUAAGGGGGUCACAUGUCAUGUGCGUAUAUGAAUUAUGAAGCAAUUGUUUUUACUAUACAACCUAAAAUAAAUAAUUAAUUUAUACUAUCGUUUUGUUUCGUCCUCUUGACCGCGGCGAGCUGUGAUUGGUCAAUUACAUUAUAGUUGACUAAACCGUUUCGAAAUGAAUAUUAUAGUCGAGUUGAAGUUGGUAUACGAAAUCUUAAUUCAAUCAUUACAGUCGACGAGUAGAAAGAAUAUAUUUACCAGCGAGUUAAAAAUGUUCAUACGGGUCAUCAAAGGUGGAUAUGUAAAUCUAAAAAUGUUAUAACACAAUGAAAACACUAUGUCGAUUCGUUUUCAGUGGUACCUAAAGAAUUAACAUUAUUUAUUUUAUGUUUUAUGAAUGGGACCUAUGUUAUUUUUAGAGGUUUUUGUUUAAUAGUUUGUGAGUAGAGUAGAUUAAAUACGGACGCACAUGCAGCUCUCCUACACAUAACAGCCGUAAGUGACAUUAUACCUUUCGUGUCGAAUGGUGGUGUUCAUUUUAAUAAGGACCAGGAAGCUCAACCAAAAGGGAGUCGAAGGAAAUGUCAUAAGGAGUCCAUCAAUUCCACGCGAAAGUUGGAAUAAUGGCUCCUCAAGGGACGGACUCAAAUGCUGUGUUAUUCGAGCAAGAUGCAGAGACCGAGGACCUGGCCCUGGCAAAGACGCCUGUUCAGCAAGCCGAGGACUCUGAAUGGGACUCCCGUGGCUACGUGUGGCAUAUCCUGGGCUACGGUCUGCUGCUGUUUACUGCCGGGCUCUAUGGAGGUUAUCUGUUCCUGGUGUCAGCGAAAUGGCAAACGGAUGUAUUUACCAUCAUCUUGCAUGUGAUGUCCAUUCAGGGUAUCACAGCAGGCGCCCACCGGCUCUGGAGCCACAGGGCUUACAAGGCUAAAUGGCCCCUCCAACUCAUUCUUAUGGUCUUACAAACUGGCGCUCUCCAGUACUCGGUGAUAAAUUGGGUGCGAGACCACCGCAUGCACCACAAGUACUCGGACACAGACGCCGACCCACACAAUGCCACGCGAGGCUUGUUUUUCUCCCACAUGGGAUGGUUGAUGGUGGAGAAACAUCCGGAGUUCGAGCGCAAGAGUAAGGGGAUGGACCUGAGCGACGUCGAAGCUAAUCCCAUACUGCGGUUCCAACGAAAGUAUUAUGCAAUCCUGGUCACGAUUAUUUGCGUUAUCCUCCCCACCGUUAUCCCAGUUUAUUGCUGGAACGAAACCUGGACAAACGCCAUCUUCGUGCCCGUAUUAUUCCACCAUGUCUGCGCCUACAACGCCAUUGCUUUAAUCAACUCCGCUCUCCACAAAUGGGGGUACAGGCCCUACGACAAAAACAUGCUGGCUACAGAAAUUACUCUACUCACUGUGGUCACACUUGGAGAGAACUACCAUAAUUACCAUCACGCCUUUCCUUGGGAUUAUAAGACGUCAGAACUUGGAGGAGGCACAUUUAUGUUGACUACGGCGUUCAUAAAUUUCUUUGCGAGGAUUGGCUGGGCUUAUGACUUGAAGACCAUCUCUGAUGACGUCAUUCGGAAGCGUGUUAUGCGUACUGGAGAUGGCUCGCAUCAUAUUUGGGGGUGGGGCGAUAAGAACCAGUCCAAAGAAGAGAUAACGGCAGCUGUAAGAAUAUACCCUAAAGAUGAUUAAAUAUGAAAGCCUUCUCUUCAUAUGCAAAUUACUAUAAGAAUUGCUAAAGUAUAUAUUUUUGUAGAUAUAUGUACAGAUCGUAUAACAACAUAUUAAUAAAAAUGAAUAUAUAUACAUAUUUUAUUAAUAAAAUUAUUACAUUUAUAUUAUAA